AUGAGAUCCUGGUCUCGCAGCUCCUUGAUGCCCUCCUUCUGGUGUCCGUCGUCCUCGUCGGUGGCCUUGGCUCGCUUGUCGGCAAUCUCCGCGUCUCGGGUUCCGUCAUCCUUCCACUUGAGAUCGGGCUGGUUCUUGGCUAGCACUGCCUCGUCAAAGUCCUUGCCCUCAUUGCCUCCCUUCUUGGCGGCCUCCUCCUUCUCCUUGCUGAAGUUCUCCUCCUUCUCCUUGAUUGCAUCCACGUCGGCAGAGGGCACCUUGGCCGUCACCUCGGUGGCGUCAAUUGGGGGGAGAGCGGGCACCUCGUACUCCUCCUUCUUCUUGGGAGCAGGCUUGGGGGGGUUCGUCCACGAGUUGACAACGUAG
Molecule: messenger RNA, 366 nt
Organism: Yarrowia lipolytica CLIB122
Lineage: Eukaryota; Fungi; Ascomycota; Dipodascomycetes; Dipodascales
Source: RefSeq, a predicted model, not a curated record